Bipolaris oryzae ATCC 44560 is the source of this 471-nucleotide messenger RNA. RefSeq lists its product as uncharacterized. The record is from RefSeq and is a predicted model, not a curated record. NCBI's taxonomy places the organism in Eukaryota, Fungi, Ascomycota, Dothideomycetes, Pleosporales, Pleosporaceae. Bases 1 to 471 code for a protein of 156 amino acids. The transcript has 4 exons.
AUGUUAAAUGAGAACCGUAACGUUACGAAGACAUAUUGCGCAACCUUCGAAUGCUUCCGAAGCCACAAAAAUUUCAACUGGAGCUCCUAUUCAUUCUUGCAAUGUUAUGUGGUCACAUUAGCCUCAAAAGAAAUGGUCGCACCAGUUGCUGCUGUGUCGGGGUUGGUGAUGGUAGUGGUGUCGUUGGCUCGUAUCCACGUGCUCGAGCCUCGUGUUGAAGGAUAUCUUCCAAAUGCCGACCCUCCUGAUGGUACCGAUCCAGCAAUCAAAACGGCGUGGUUAGUAUCGGAGCUAUCCCGCAUAACGUCUUCCCCACAAGCCUCAGAUAAGCGAUACAUAUGGAGGGGAAGUGGACUAGCCAAAGAUAUCGCUCCUGGAUACACCUUCGUGUCCGAAAGCAGAAGCAACGAAGUUGGGCCUAAACUGAUCCGUGUUUCGUGUAAUGUCGGAAGUCACCCGAGACACGGCUAA